Molecule: messenger RNA, 804 nt
Organism: Penicillium olsonii
Lineage: Eukaryota; Fungi; Ascomycota; Eurotiomycetes; Eurotiales; Aspergillaceae
Source: the annotation of a GenBank genome assembly
AUGACUAUCAACGGACAAACUGCACUGGUUACUGGAGCCUCGAUGGGCAUUGGCGAGGCAACAGCAAGAGCGCUCGCCAAAGCAGGUGCCAAUCUGAUCUUACUCUCCCGCUCAGAGGACAAACUCGCCAAACUCACAGCCGAGCUGAACAGCCAAUACCCGCAAAGCAAAGCCAUCUACCGCACUGCCGAUGUUGGGAACUAUGAAGAAGUCGAUGCCGCGGUCGAAUCGUCUGUCGAGGAGAUAGGCGGCAUUGACAUCCUCAUCAACAACGCGGGUCUUGCGAUUGGCGCCCCGAAGGCAUUCCAUGAACUCAAGAUUUCGGAGAUUCUGACGAUGAAUUCCACGAACAUCAACGGCCCAAUGUUCGUAACUCACUCCGUCUUAAACAGGUCCAUGCUUUCUCGCAAGUCCGGCACCAUCGUCAAUGUGACAUCUGUCACCGGGUUAGAGGUGCCACCGUUUACGGGCGAGGCAGUCUAUCACUCCAACAAGGCUGCCCAGGAGGGGUUCACAAAUUCAUUGCGGAAUGAGUUGUGUGGCACCAACAUCAGAGUGCUGGCGCUGAGACCUGGUGUUGUUGCGGGUCAUUUCCACGCCCAGCGUGUCGGAAACGACCAAGCGCAGUACGAUGAGUUUUUGAAUGGGUAUAUACCACUUCUCGCGGACGAUGUUGCCCAAGCUGCUGUCUAUAUGCUCAAUCAGCCUCUGAAUAUCUCUGUCAAAGCCCUGGAUGUUGUUCCAUCGGCCCAACGAUCUCUUACUGCAUUCGAUCGCAAGUGGAACGAGCGAAAUGGAAACUGA